This is a messenger RNA of Amphibalanus amphitrite, 1817 nucleotides long. RefSeq names its product hydroxyacid-oxoacid transhydrogenase, mitochondrial-like. The coding region runs from base 281 to 1678 and encodes 465 amino acids. The record is from RefSeq and is a predicted model, not a curated record. Gene Ontology annotation, molecular function: metal ion binding; alcohol dehydrogenase (NAD+) activity. Lineage: Eukaryota; Metazoa; Arthropoda; Thecostraca; Balanomorpha; Balanidae. Gene Ontology annotation, cellular component: mitochondrion. The transcript has a single exon.
GCGAGAGGGGCGGGCCGUGGGCGCCGGGUAACCUUGAACGUCGGGCCGCCGAGACAUGUGUGUUCAGCCGGGCAGGACCGGAUCGGACCGGACCGCGGCCCAGUCGCUCCCUGUGCCGCGCCAGGAGAGUUGUGUGGAGAGUGAUUGCCGACAACGACCGACCAGAGUUGACAUAAGCCCUCGCAAGAAACGAGCAAACGCCUGCAAACACCUUUGUGAGUUGUGUGGCGACUGGUUUGUACGUGACUGCACUGCGCUGUGAGUUCGCACCGCUGCAGCGAUGGCGUCGGGCCGCGGCCGCGUGCUAUCGAUGCUGCAGGCCAUGGAGCGUGUGUCGUGCCGCUGUCCGGCACACGGCUCCGGAGGGGCGGUGCGGCACACGACCGCUACGCCGCCCUCCACCGACUACGCUUUCGAGAUGGCGUGCUCCAACAUCCGCUAUGGACCCGGCGUCACCCAGGAGGUCGGCAUGGACUUCAACAACAUGGGCGCCAAGAAGGUGUGCGUCAUGACCGACUCCAACCUGGUGAAACUCUCGCCUGUGAAGGCGACCCUCGAGUCGCUGCACAAGCACGGGGUUAACUUCGAGCUGUAUGAUGGGGUGCGGGUCGAACCGACCAAUGAGAGUUUCGAGGACGCCAUCCGGUUCGCCCGGAGUCAGCCGUUCGACGCUUUCCUGGCGGUCGGAGGAGGCAGUGUCAUGGACACGGCCAAGGCGGCGAACCUGUACCUCUGUAACCCCGAGGCGGAGUUCCUCGACUACGUGAACCCGCCGAUCGGAAAGGGCAAGCCGAUCCUGGGGAAGGUGAAGCCGCUGAUCGCCGUUCCGACCACGUCCGGAACUGGAUCCGAGACAACAGGAGUGGCCAUCUUCGACUACCUGCCACUGCACGCCAAGACGGGCAUCGCCAACCGCGAGCUGCGCCCCACGCUCGGCCUCGUCGACCCGCUGCACGCGCUGGCCAUGCCCGAACGGGUGGCCUGCUACAGCGGCUUCGACGUGCUCUGCCACGCGCUGGAGUCGUACACGGCCAUCCCGUACAACCAGCGCUCGCCGCGGCCGGACAACCCGAUCCACCGGCCGGCCUACCAGGGCAGUAACCCCAUCUCGGACGUGUGGGCCGAGGCAACGCUGCGCAUCAUGGCCAAGUACUUCCGCCGCUCCGUGUACGACGCCGGCGACGUCGAGGCGCGCAGCCAGAUCCACAUGGCCAGCGCGUUCGCCGGCAUCGGCUUCGGCAACGCGGGCGUGCACCUGUGCCACGGCAUGAGCUACCCGAUCGCGGGCAUGGUGCGGAGCCACCAGCCGGCCGACUACUCGGCGCAGCACGCCAUCAUCCCGCACGGCCUGUCCGUGGUGAUGACGUCUCCCGCCGUGUUCCGGUUCACCGCGCCCCUGUGUCCGGAGCGACACCUGCGCGCCGCCGAGCUGCUCGGAGCCGACGUCACCGGCAAGAGCGCCGCGCAGGCCGGCGAGGUCCUGGCCGAGGUGCUGCUCGACUUCAUGCAGUUCAUGAAGGUGGAGAACGGCCUGUCGGCGCUGGGCUAUAAGUCUGAGGACAUCCCGGCGCUGGUGCGCGGCACCGUGCCGCAGCACAGGGUCACCAAACUGGCGCCCAGGCCCCAGUCCGAGGACGACCUGGCCAAGAUGUUCGAGGAUUCACUCACCGUUUACUGAUGGCCCCCAUGGUGGCAAGUCAGUAGCAUGGCCAGAUAUGUGGUGCAAUAAACGUGGGCGCUGCGUAAUGCGCGGUGCAUUCAUGGUCCAGGGAUCACGUGUUCAUUCCGUGACCUUCUAACAAUAAUAUAGCCCAAAA